UUAUUUUACGUUUUUUAAAUAAUUACAUAUAUUUUUAAUCAUUUGAUAACACGUAUUACUAUUGUAAGGUGUUUGCUUUUUUUAAAGUAGUAUGUGCUAAAAUUUCUCUAGGCGUCGAUAAAUUGGAGUAAAAUAUUUUUUAUCAGAUAGACUUUCUGCAUUGGAACAGAAAUUCCCGCCAAACUGGCACUGCUGUGAGGGUAACCAAAACAAAGGCUGGAAUUUUUAUUUUUAACGUCCAAAAUAAAAAAUUGAAAUUUCAAGAGUUGCAUUGCGAACAUGUCUGAAACGGAUAUAGAAAUACACCAUUCACCCCCUAGACACUUUGAUUAUAGAGGUAGUAGUAUUAUGGGGGAAACUCCUCAUACAAAUUUUAUCAAAACUUAUGAAGAGUCCAACACCCUACCUGAUCCUAUCCAAAUAAAGAUUCCCUAUGCCCCUACAAUGGAAUCACAAAUCAGAAGGCUCAAAUUAAACAUCGAGACAUAUAGAGAGCUGAUUCUUAAUUUAAAUAGUAUUUUACUAUGGGAAAAACAGUGGCAUCCAACAGCUCUAACAGCAGGCUGUACAACAAUUUUUAUGUUACUUUGGUUAUGUGAACCAAACUUAUUGACCAUUAUCUCAGUAAUUGGGUUGAUGAUUACUGUUGGGGAUUAUGUUUUACCAUCAGUAGUAUCUACAAUGUAUAAGCAAGAAACUUGGAAUACUUAUAAGCAGAAAGAGUAUGAGGAGAUUUGCACAAAUAUCAUUCUAUAUAAAACGAAAUUUGAAUUGCUGGUUAGUUCUUACUAUAGAAUGAGGGUAACGAAUCCAAAGAUGUAUUUCAGUCUCACAAUUAUCGGACUGUCGAUACUGAUUUGGAUUGGAGGAACCAUUAGCAACCUAUUCUUGGCAUAUAUUUUCGCCUUAUGCUUGUUAUUGCUUCCUGGAAUGGCACACAAUGGUUUCCUGACCAAAGUAUCUGCUGUUUCAUCAAAAAUAUUUACUGACCUGGUAGAGAAUGCCAAGACCAAAGUUGGUCAUAGAAAAGUUGAGUAACAAUUGUUCGAUGUUGGAAAGUUGAUAAUAUUUUACUGUUUAACUUGAUGUUUGGGAGAUUGCUCAAAAUAUGUAUGUAUUGUAUUUAGGUUAGUUGAUGGAGGUUUUUAUCAAAUUUUCAGUGUGAUACAUAGACUGACUGAUGUUACCACUUAAUUCCUUAAAUGUAAUUAGUUUUAUAUUUAAUAAAUUAGUUUUAUAAAAAA
Messenger RNA from Diabrotica balteata, 1244 nucleotides. Lineage: Eukaryota; Metazoa; Arthropoda; Insecta; Coleoptera; Chrysomelidae. The record is from the annotation of a GenBank genome assembly.